Messenger RNA from Mizuhopecten yessoensis (Yesso scallop), 2186 nucleotides. RefSeq lists its product as uncharacterized. Gene Ontology annotation, cellular component: membrane. Bases 175 to 1092 code for a protein of 305 amino acids. Lineage: Eukaryota; Metazoa; Mollusca; Bivalvia; Pectinida; Pectinidae. The record is from RefSeq and is a predicted model, not a curated record. The transcript is spliced from 5 exons.
CGCCAUUGUGCGUGCUCGGUCAUGCGACACGCCUAAGGGUCACAGAACACAGUCGACUGGAAACAGGUACGAACGGUGACAAUCUGCCUCGUCUCCACACUUUUCGUUUCGGACCAAGCCCCCCUGCCAUUACCUCGCGUUUGUCGGAUUGAGAAACACAACCAUCGUCCAGCCAUGGGGGACAGAAUGUGUGCCAAAGUCAUGAUGGCUUUAGCUACCAUCAUGCUUCCGAUUGUGAUUGUGUUCAUGGCAGUGUCGUUUGCUACAGACUAUUGGCUUGUAUACACGGUAGACAGGACGAUCCUCAGGGCUUCCGACAACGCCUUAUAUACUAGUUCUGCCACAAAUUUGGCUGAUGGCAAAUAUUCCCACACCAGGAGGAAUGGUCUUUUCAGAACCUGUUACCCUGGUAACGACACACAGUUCCUGGAUGGAGCUGCCAAUUUGUUGGACCAGCACUGUUUCCAUUUGUCGUAUGACAUGCCGCAAAGUACCAGUUCUUACACCGAGAACUACAUCACGAGGAUCCAUCUGAUCCGAUGCUGGUUGGCCUUUUUCAUCCUGGCCCUAGUGGCCUUCCUUACAGCCUUUGUGUUCGGCCUGAUCCUAAUCUGUGUAAUACGUCACAAAGCGCGCUGGGCCUAUUUCGCCUCCCUCUUCUCCUUUAUUGCAGCGUUUUCCUGUGCUGCAUCAAUUGCUUUCUUCCACGGCGCUGAGUACAUGGAGAAGAACAAGAUCUCGGACGCUUCUGCCCACUUCCCCUUCACAUGGACGGCUCCCCUGACGAAUGCCACUGCUCGUUCCUAUGGUUACUCCUACAUACUUGGAUGGGUCGGUGCGGUUAUGGCUGGUCUGACUGCAAGCUUCUACGCCAUUGCUGGAUGCCACUUCGAUGAUAGUUCCUACGAGAGGAAAGAGCCGGUCGCUAAGGAUGUCUACGUUCAGCCCGAGAAUGGCUACUACCCGUCCGGCUACAACUAUGGUUAUUCCGGGUAUGGUGGACAAGAAAUGUACGCCCAACAGCCCUACAUGGUCCAACAACCGCGCUACCUACCUGUGACCUACGGCGACCCCUACUGGUCCGCCAAGUAGAAACAACAUCAAACCAUUAUAUGCAUCUUACAGGUGACAAAGACGGCCGGACCUUAUUUUGAGGGAAGCUAGCUGUUGAAGCUUAUCCUAAAUUUACUAUCAUAAUCCAAAUUUGCUAGCAUGGAUGCUUCCACGAAAUGCAUAAUGUCUUCAAAUGACGUCAUACUUUAAAAAAAAAGGGGGGGAUGUGAUCAAUUGAGUCAAAGUCCCAGUAUUUCUGUUAAUUGUUUUCAGAUGGUAGAUUUAGAAAUUUAUAUAUAUAUUAUUGUGUUCAUAUUUUUCAUCUUCAUCUUAUUAAGAUACUCAUUCAACUAGAACGGUUGUACCAAUGUGCUUGGAAGAGAUUUGUGCGUUUGUAUACACAAGAUUUUAUUAAAGAGAUUGUAAUUUUCUCUCGAUACUUCUCAGAAAUAUAAAACUACUAACAUGUAGGUAUACAUUCCAUAACUUAACCCAGGGUAUACCGAAGUUGGCCUCUGAGAAUUAUUGCCAAAAUGUUGACCAAUAUUUGGUUCAAAAGAGACCGACGCGAAAAUGACUGUCCGGAACUGGGAGACCGGAACCGGAAGUAACAUUUGUACCCUUCUCUAUUUACGCAACCAUGUUCAUUGCAUCAAGUCUCACUAUAUUCGAUGUACAUAUAAUAUAGAAAUGUAUAUACCCAAUUAUGUUUUUAUAUAGAUUAUACAAAAAAAAAAGUAUAUAUGUUUUCCGUUCUGAACAAGACAUUUCAUGUUUUGGUAGUUUGAAUUUAUUCAAAUCUACAGCGUUAUUUUUACAUCACUAUUAUUCUAUGGGGGUAAUUCUUUUACAAUGAAAGUGUAGUUUGUUUACGAUUUAAGUCUCCAGCAUAAACGCCUUAAUAGUAGCUAUCCAUGCAAAGCUUACUAUUAAUACAAAUUUUAUUGUUAACAUAUUAAAAUGUUCAGAAUCGUCUCUCAAUAAAAAAAUAAAAUAAAUUGAUGGGCAUAAUUUUGUAACCUUGUGAUGAUUUAACUUGAAAUACGUAAUAUUUGACUAACAAAUUAAAAAAAAUCCAUUGACCAUGUGACAAGAACAACAUGUCCGUUUUGCAAAUAUAUACCUUGUACAAA